AUGGCUGAGUUGGAGGGGCAAGUUAAUAAUUUAUCUGUUAAUGAAGAUGAUGAUUUCGUAGACCCAUGGAAUGUAGCUGGAAAGUCCCAAACAGGAAUUGACUAUGACAAACUUAUAAAAAGAUUUGGGAGUCAGAAGAUAGAUGAAGAACUUAUUCAAAGGUUUGAAAAAGUGACUGGACAAAAAGCACAUCACUUUUUAAGACGUGGUAUAUUCUUUUCACACAGAGAUUUCCAUAUUAUUUUAAACCUUCAUGAAGCAGGCAAGAAAUUUUAUUUGUAUACAGGGAGAGGCCCAUCUUCUGAAAGUAUGCAUAUUGGUCAUUUAAUACCAUUUAUAUUUACCAAAUGGUUACAAGAUGUGUUUCAUGUUCCAUUGAUAAUUCAGCUUACUGAUGAUGAAAAGGUUAUGUGGAAGGAUAUCAAAAUAGAAGAUGCAAGACAAAUGGCCUUUAACAAUGCUAAGGAUAUUAUUGCAGUUGGCUUUAAUCCAUCUAAUACAUUUAUUUUUAAUGAUCUAGACUUUAUUGGACAGUGUCCGGCAUUCUAUCAGAAUAUGUUAAGGGUACAAAAGUGUGUCACUUUUAAUCAAGUCAAAGGUAUCUUUGGCUUUGGAGACUCAGAUGUUAUUGGUAAAAUAACAUUUCCCUCAAUAGAAGCAGCACCAGCCUUCUCGACUAGUCUGCCAUUUAUAUUUGAAAACAAAGUUGUACCAUGUCUUAUCCCAUGUGCAAUCGACCAAGACCCAUACUUCAGAAUGACUCGGGAUGUUGCAGCCCGUCUGAAACUGCCGAAACCAGCUCUGCUUCAUGCAAGCUUUCUUCCAGCACUGCAAGGUGCCCAGCAGAAGAUGUCAGCUAGUGAUCCCAAUGCUUCCAUUUUCCUUAACGACACACCGAAGCAGAUUAAGAACAAGAUUAACAAAUACGCAUUCUCUGGAGGACAAGCGACGGUUGAAGAACAUCGGGAAAAGGGUGGCAACACUGACGUGGAUAUUUCGUACAAAUACUUAACCUUCUUCCUAGAAGAUGACGAGAAACUUGCUGAAAUUAAAAAAUCGUACGAAUCCGGCGAGUUACUUACUGGGGAAUUGAAAAAGUUGGCCGUAGAAACCAUCACACCUCUGAUACAGGACUACCAAGCGCGACGUGUUCAAGUCACUGAUGACGUCAUGAGGAAAUUCUUCGAAAUACGCAAGAUUGACGUUUGA
This is a messenger RNA of Pieris macdunnoughi, 1209 nucleotides long. Lineage: Eukaryota; Metazoa; Arthropoda; Insecta; Lepidoptera; Pieridae. The record is from the annotation of a GenBank genome assembly.